Molecule: messenger RNA, 10818 nt
Organism: Anopheles stephensi (Asian malaria mosquito)
Lineage: Eukaryota; Metazoa; Arthropoda; Insecta; Diptera; Culicidae
Product: homeotic protein female sterile-like
Exons: 12
Coding region: 2000-7540 (1846 amino acids)
Biological process (GO): chromatin remodeling; regulation of DNA-templated transcription
Cellular component (GO): chromatin; nucleus
Source: RefSeq, a predicted model, not a curated record
CAGUCUACCUACACACCCAUUAUAUUGCAUUUCCGUCUCUGGAUCGUGACUAACUUUUUCUCGCAGAAAAGAUUGGUGAAACUUUCGAUGUCUUUUUGCACGGCACGCAGAUAAUCCGAAGACGGUGAAUAUCUUUCGAGGCAGAAUUUGUAUGAAAUGGGACAUAAUGCAGCUAGCUAGAGCGUGCUUCGUGGAAUGAGUGUGCUGGUUUAGGUGGAAAAAAGUUUCGCAGAGGCAAGAAAAAAAACCUUGAAAAGACGCAAGUGCUAAUGAGUGGAGCUCGAUUGUCCCGUCGCAACCCCUCCCCCCACCCCCUCAAUCUAACCCAUCGUUAUAUUACCUUGUAUCGAAGUGCUUUUCAUUUGUGCGAAAGUGUUGGCGACGAUUACCAACGUUGCCUACUUGAUUAGGGUUUACAUUGAAUAAAAGUUUUGAAUCUUGGAAGAGAUUGUUUGAAAGUAAAACGGGGUUUCGUUGUGUUUCUUCUUCUCCGGAACGUAUCGUCGCAUAGAAUCGCAGUGCUAACAAUAAGAAAUAAAGCGAAGAAGGCAGUGGUGGAGAGAAUGUCCACCCGAAAGGAAGUGGGUGCUUCUUCCGCUUUCUAAAAAAUCGACGGAGCUACCACCAAAUGUGUGCAUGUGUGUGCUAGCGCGUUUGAUUCGCGCGGUGUAUAUGUGUGUUCGUGCGGACGGGCGGCUCUUGGGAACAAAACGGUUGAAAAAUGCUCGAUCCGACCACGGGGCAGCCAUUUUGUUUUCCAAGUUGAUGUGCACCACUGGCGCGAAAGAGUUGAAUAUAUGUAUACACGGGUGGUAGUAAAGCUAACUCAAAAACUAUAAAGUCAAUCAACCGCUGCGGUCAAAUGCGAGAAGAAGGCAACGUACGUUCCUGGUUACGGUAGUAAAAUCGGAACAAAAGCUGGAGAAAUUCAUGUAAUUCCCUUCCCUCCCGGCUGGCUAUGGACUAUGAGCGCUAUCCAAAUGGACGACUAGACACUUGCGAAUGCGAUGAGCCCUACGGUCAAGUCGUUCUUGCUUCCGAUCGGUAUGUAGCGCAGUAAUUUUCCGUCCAGGAAAGAAGUCAACGGUUGCUAGCCCGUUGGGCUCGGGAAGUGACUUUUUCGCUGCGAGCUGAAAAUCAGCGGCUGGAAUUUUACGCUGACUUGUAAACGUUAAUGUGUGUGGUGCGCGCUGCUACCAAUACCAACCGAACACGGAUCUUCGCUCUUGCCGAGCGUAUGCCAAUUCGAGAGCAGCAAAACUCGUCACAGCGCGAAAGUGCGAAAGAGCCAACAGCAUACUGCGCGCGACGCGAAAGCGAGACCACCCGAAGCGUCGCUAUUCAGUGAAGUUUUCUCAUCGUCUCAGUAGUGGCUUGUGUUGAGCUCGGGCCGCAAUUUUCAUCUCGAAUUUAUGCAGAAAAUUGCACUGAAAGCACAGGUAAAUGGGCAUAAUCGCACCGUAAGCAUGGGAAGUUGUCCAUUUCGAUGCAGUACAGUCCGAUAACGGUCUGUGAGGUGUGAAAAAUCGAAGUAAAGUUUGCCUUCCGUACGCUUUGGCAGCCGUCGUUGCAGUACAGGCCUACUAGAGGAAGAGUCAACCAGGUGGUGGUAAUGCGCGUACGCCGCCCGCCAUAUUUGGCUUGGGAAGAGAGUGAGAAAGAGAGCAAAUGACAUACAUGCACUCGCGCACGCACUCACACUGGGGAGGUUGGAUGUUCCGUGAUAAAAUCGUGCCCAAUUGGUGAGGAGCAAAUUGUUUCGAAAUUCGAUUUACAAAUCCUGUUUGUGCAAGUGGGGGAAAUGUUAUACCAGCUUGAGUGAUCGUAGAAUGAAAAAUCAAAGCAGUUGUGCGAAAUACGUGCGGCAGAAGAAAGUACCCUUGCCGCAUAAGUUAAUGAAGAAGCAUUGAGGUUUCUGCAGAACUGUAGGGAGUUUGUGAUGGUACACAGCUGACUGGACAGCAAUCCUUGAAACCUUAAACGGCUUAGUCCAGAUACUAUGCAGCAAGGAUCAGGAUCGACAACGCCUACAGCGGCACCGGCAAGUGUUCCCCCAGCACCGGCUUCAAUCGACAACAUGGACGAUCCACCGCCAAGGAACGAACCCGUGGUUGAGCCGGUGAAUGGAAUCGUGCAGCCGCCAGUAAUGCCACCACCGGAGCGCCCGGGACGGUUGACGAAUCAGCUUCAUUUCCUGCUACGCACGGUCAUGAAGGCGGUGUGGAAGCAUCAGUUCAGCUGGCCAUUCCAACAACCGGUCGAUGCAAAGAAGCUCAACCUACCCGACUACCAUAAGAUCAUCAAGCAACCGAUGGACCUGGGAACCAUCAAGAAGCGGCUGGAAAACAAUUACUACUGGACAAGCAAAGAAUGCAUACAGGACUUCAAUACAAUGUUCACCAACUGCUACGUGUAUAACAAACCGGGCGAGGAUGUGGUCGUAAUGGCGCAGACGCUAGAGAAGCUGUUUCUAACCAAGGUGUCCCUAAUGCCCAAGGAUGAAACAGAGAUGGAAGUACAGCAGCCGAAAGGCGGCAAGAAGAAACCGCGAUCGUUGGCACCGCCGGGUACGUUGGUUGGCAACACGUCGGUAACGGGGGCUGCGGCCGCUGCUGGUGUAGCGCCGAAUGCGGCCAUUGUUGCAGGAGCGAAUGCGGUUGCAGUGGCGGCAGCGGCCGCUGCUGCUGCGAGAGCACGCCCCAGUUCGGCUCUCGGUGCAGCCGUAUCGUCCAGCGUUCCUCCUUUGAGUGUGGUCCCACCCGGGGUGGGAACUGCGCCAGCGGUGGUCGUACCGAGUGUGCCACCGAUCGGUACUCUGCCGCCCCAGACUGUGCCUGGUAGCACAAACACCACAACGACAGCAGGACCCAACGCGGCAGUAGCGGCCUUGACGGCGGCGGCCGCUGCUGCAGCAGCCGGAAACACUUCGCUCAAUCCUAUGGGCAACCCGAUCGGCGCGCCAGUAGUCAAUAAACCGAGCGCGCCAGCCAACCCGCCGUACAUGGUAAACAGUUCGCAGGCCGGCAUGGAAACGGUCUUACCUCCCCAACAGCCAGCCAAGGUUAAAAAGGGUGUUAAGAGAAAGGCAGACACAACCACGCCGACUGCGACCGUUUUCGAUCCGCACUAUGGCACCCCUAUGGAUUCGAACGCCGCCAAAAUUGCUACCAGAAGGGAAUCUGGUCGACAGGACAUUGUACCCUAUCAAACCUCUACCUACCCCAUGUCACCGAUGGCGCACCAAGGGACAACCUCGUCCGCGUAUCCGCCGAAAAAUAAGGAGAAACUGUCCGACGCUCUAAAGUCAUGUAAUGAAAUUCUGAAGGAGCUCUUCUCCAAAAAGCACUCCGGGUAUGCCUGGCCAUUCUAUAAACCUGUCGAUGCGGAGUUACUCGGUUUGCACGACUAUCACGACAUAAUCAAAAAGCCGAUGGAUCUCGGCACGGUGAAGCGGAAAAUGGACAACCGCGAGUACAAGUCGGCACCAGAGUUCGCGGCGGAUGUUAGGUUAAUAUUCACCAAUUGCUACAAGUACAACCCGCCAGAUCACGAUGUUGUCGCGAUGGGCCGGAAGCUGCAGGACGUGUUCGAGAUGCGGCUAGCGAACAUACCGGACGAACCGGUAAACAAUGUAGCACCGCAUCAUCAGUGCAAGGAAAGCGAACCAUCGUCCUCGAGCGACUCGAACGAUAGCGAUGAUGAGAGCGAGUCGGACGAAGAGUGUGCCCAGAAGCUGAAGGUGCUCGAAAAGCAGCUGUUUGAAAUGCAGGAACGAAUGCGGAAGCUCACCGAGGAGGCACUGCAGAAAAAGAAGCAGAAGAAAAAAUCGAAGGACAAGAAGAAGCCUUCAGCGGCCGGACCUGGGGGUGGUACGGGCAGUGGUGCAAGUGAUAUUAAGGCGAUUAUGGAUCCGCACGCCGGGCUCGGUAUGCCGCACGGCCCCGGCAAAGCGAUGCAUCAGAUGGCAGGUGCAAUGGGUCAACCGCCGAUGGGUGGGACUGGAGCAGCACCGGUGAUGCCGGCUCCAGGUACCAAGGCCAAAGCCAAAGGCCAGCGAGCACCGAAGGCAGGCGGUGUUGCGGGUGGUGCUGCGCCAAACGCUCCGGCAAAGCGCGCUAAAAAUGCGGGUGCCGCUGGAACUAGUGCUCCCCGGGCGCCGAAUAAGAAGAAAGCUUCGCAGAAUGUGUCCAACUUCGAUUCGGAGGAAGAAGACACGGCCAAACCGAUGUCUUACGACGAGAAGAGACAGCUGUCUUUGGACAUUAACAAGCUACCGGGCGAUAAGCUGGGCAGAGUUGUACAUAUAAUUCAGAGCCGGGAACCAUCAUUACGCGAUUCCAAUCCGGACGAAAUUGAAAUUGAUUUCGAAACGCUGAAGCCAUCAACGCUACGAGAGCUGGAAAGCUACGUAGCUUCCUGCCUGCGCAAGAAAACUCGUAAGCCUUACUACAAAAAAGUAUCUGGUAAAUCAAAGGAGGAACAGAUGACAGAGAAGAAGCAAGAGCUGGAGAAACGGCUCCAGGAUGUGACGGGUCAGCUGGGCACAGGGAAGAAGAACGCAAAGAAGGACGAAGCCAACAAACAGGACGUUGCUCCGUCCGGGGGCAAUAUGUCCUCCAGCAGUAGUUCCAGUGAUUCCUCGUCGUCGAGUUCAAGCGAUUCCAGUUCUAGUGAUUCCAGCGACAGUGAAGCAGAGGCUGGAGGGCGCCCACCGCGUAAGAAAAAGAAGGAUUCCUCAUCUCCAAUGCGCACCGGAGGCGGCAACAAUGCAGCAGCGAACACGUCCUCUGCUCCAGCCAACGCAUCAACACUAUCGGCGACGGCCGCGGUACCGCAGAUGCUACCGAGUGCUGGAGCCGCCAGUAACACAAACACCACCUCCAACACCACCACCACUACUACUACCACGAACAACAAUUCCAAUACCAUCACACCUCUCCCGAACGCCGCCGCUCAGCAGCCAUCGCAACAUUCGGCGGGCAGUGUCCUAAACCAAACGUCGUCAGCCGCGGGCCAGCAUCACUCACAAGUACACCUUUCGCAGCAGCAACGACAACCGUCAUCAAACCAACCGCCUGCCAUACCGCCACCACUAUCAUCCCAUGGCACCACGCCCACGCUGGUAUCAUCAACCUCCUCCAGUACCACGUCCUCCUCCUCCUCUUCCGCCACAUCUUCAUUGUCGGGCGCUGGCGGAGGGUCCGUGUCGAGCAUGAACGUUGCAGGUACCCUCGGUACCAGUAGCAGCCUUAAUGCCACUAACAACCCCUCAUCAAGCAUCGCAGCUAACAAUAAUGGUGGCUCGGUGGCUGCCGUAUCGUCCAGUUAUGCUGGUGGAAGUACCGCUGGCAUGCUAGGACUUUCGCAUACGCCGUUGGCCACAACUAGCGCCGGAACGGCGGGUGACUCUGUGCCGGGACUGUUGCAGAUUCCUGCCUUGUCGCAACAGCAAACGGUGACUAGCAUCGCCGCUGCCAGCACACUCGCGCUAGCGAUGAUGUCCGCCGGUGGUGGUGCUGGGGCUGUAAAUAGUAAUAAUGGUAGCGGCGGCGGCGGCGGCGGCGGCGUCGGAAGCAAUAACAGCGGCAAUCCCAACCCGAUCGGAAGUAGUAACAGCAACCAAAUCUCUCUACCACCUCCCAUACCAUCACCAAACACCACCACCACUACUACCAGCACGAUGCUACCUGUGAAUAAUAAUGCUUUGACCACCACCAGUACUAGUAAUAAUCAGGGCAGUAGUGCUAUCUUGAAUAAUUCCAUCAAUGUUACGCAGCUCCAGCAGCAGCAAGGAGCGGGAGGUCUCAGCACUAAUGGGAUCGCGACCGGCGUCCCGGUGUCGGCUCAUGCGCCAUCGUCGUCCGGCACUAGCAUUAACAGUAGCAGCGGCAACCUCGUCGGUAACACAAACGGAAGCGACGGUGCAUUGAAUACAAGCAAUGGGCUGAUAAACAGCAUGCUCGGGUUACCGGGGUCGGCCCAGCUUGCGACGAGCCUGGCUGCAAUGACGAACCUGGCUAGCAUGGCUGGCGGUCUGCCCCCCCAGUCCCUGCAGAUGGGUCAGAGCCAGCAGUCGGUCGGAGCCAAAUCGCAACUGCACGGCUCCCAGUCGCAGCAGCAGCAGCAGCUGCAACACGCACAGCAGCAGCUUAAUCAGCAGUUCCGCAUCGGUGGUGCUACUGGUAACGGGCACCACGGUGGCCUCCCUUCCGGCUUUAUCGAUCCGCUAGAGCAUACGCUUAAUUCGUUCGAGCAAUCGAUCAAGGCCGAACCGCUGGGACUGAAUUUACUGAACGAUAUGCCAGCGGCAAUGAAGCAGGACCUUACGACCAGCAUGCUGACGGUCAACAUGGAUCUGUGCAUGGCGCAUCUGCAGAACCAGCUACACUCAGGCAACAACGGUUUCAGCGUGGGUGAGUUUAAUGGCAAUGGGCCGCUAAACGGUGGUACGGGCGGUGCGAUGGGUCUUGGCAGCGGUAUGGGCCAGAUGGUAAUGAACAGCAUGGCGUCGACGGCUGCCGCAGCCGCUGCCGCCAACACCGCCCUGAUGGGCGGAGGUAUACCGUCGUUAUUCGAUCCGCUACAGAGCUUUAUACGUUCCGGUGCAGGAGGAGGAACCGGCGCGUAUCAUCAAUCGAAUGCGGCGGCUGCGGCGCCGGGAAUGGCCAAUCUGGUACCGGGUGCAACCAACACCAGCAGCAAUGGUGCUGGUUUGUCUAGUGGCAACAGUGCUGCUGCUGCCGCCGCCGGUGGUGGUCCGAUGCACGAUCGUUCGAUCGAUCUGACGCAGGCGGGCAGUGGCGUUGUGAACAAUUCGGUCGUUGGCGGUGGUGGUGGUGUAGGAACAACCGGUGCGGCGGCCGGCAUGAUACCUUCCGGCAACGGUGGUAAUAUGAUGCAGAUCAAAAAGGAAGAACCCGGCGCCGUUGGGGGAGGCGGCAAGUUUAUGCUAACGCCGAAACCGAUCGAAGAUUUGCUGAUCAAUCCGAACGAGAAGAAGAUGGGCGGCACACCACCACCGGCCGAUGUGAAAGGGAACAUGGCGAACACGUUCAACAAGGGCCAGGAUCCGAAGAGCGUUUGGUCAUCGCUGGCCGCAGCCGUUUCGCCCCAAAAUACGCCAACGUCGAACAAACCGAAACCGGCGAUGGACUCGUUCCAGGCGUUCCGCAACAAGGCGAAGGAGAAGUUUGAUCGGCUGCAGCAGCAAGAGCUAAAGCGGUCCCAGAAGGAGCAGGCGGAGAAGGAAUUGAAACGUCAGCAGGAGCAGCAAAAGAUAAAGCAGGAAGAGCUCAACAAUGGACGAAAAUUGCCCAUUGAACCCGUUCAGCCGCGCGUAGUGGAGGAGAUCAAAACAUCGCCCCAAGGUAGUCCAUCGCCGGGAACACCGACCACCCCACAUGCGCUCGAUCGUUCGGCAGCAAAGCGAGCGGAACUGCGUCGCCUAGAGCAGGAACGACGAAGGAGAGAAGCGAUGGCUGGUCAGAUCGACAUGAACAUGCAAAGUGAUUUGAUGGCCGCGUUUGAAGAGUCCCUUUAAAAAAGCGGUACGGUCUAUGGUGAAGAAAUCGAUAUGCUCGUCAAACGUAUGCACAGGCGACGUCGGUAUCAUCCCUUGCAGCUGAGUGGAUCGAUCCAUCCAGCAUUUGGUGUGUAUUUACGUGUACGGUAAAUUAUCUUACUUCAACCACACACACACACACAUGCACAGUAAAAUUCUCAACCAUUAGCGUUUGUUACCAAAAAUACACAGCAAAAAGGAGAUAAAGCGCGCUAACGCACGCGAAAACCACCGAGAACCGUAGGAAUUAACCCCAACCGUUGUUGACGAUAACUACAUCAGAAAGUAGCCAUCAACCAAAUGGUGGCCGCCGACGUUCAUUGAGGGCACGUGAUCAUGUUCGUGUUCUGCUGAAGUGUAACGUCAUUAUACGGAGGGAAGGAGGGGUAAUACGUUAAAACACUCAACCAAAUGUGUUGCGCUCAUGCCCUAUCGUUGAUGUCCCCUUUGUACAGUAGUAGCAGCUAAACGAUACAAACAUCUUUAUUACUGGGGAAAUCACGUAAGAGAGAAAGAGAGUGAGAGCAACAUAAAGAGAGGCAGAUUUGAUUUUUUUUUACUUUGGAAUGCAAUUUACUGGGUCAGUCUCAGUACUGCGUUUAGGGAUUUGAUAAAAAGUAGGAGACAAGCGAAUUCGUUACUACUACGAACCUUUCUAGUGUUAAAGAUAUCGUGCAUCCUCCCGUUUACAUAUACACACACACACACUCAUACAAACAUUAUACCCAUGGACAUAUAUGUAGGAAUAAUCAAAGGAUCCAAACCGGGGGGCAAACAUUCGACAUGGAUUAGGGUAGUGAAGAGCAAGGAGGAAAACUGGAAAGCAAGCAAAAAAAAAACGAAACAAAGCAUUAGUGUAGUCGAUCAGAGGAGAUGCUACGGUAGAUAUAUCAUGUGGUUUAGAAUAGUAAACGUAACAGAACAAACGGAAAGGUGUGUUUAAAGGAUAAGGUAAAUGCUGCGCGCCGUGCAGUAUGUGGCAGCAGAAGUUGUGGCACUGUGAACAAUGUGCUCUAGUGGUGUAUAGACAUACUUUAUCAGUUGUGAUAUAUAAAUUAAAAGUAGAGAAUCAGCAACACGCAUAUUGAAUCCCCUUUAUGCCGGGAUGUUAUCGCAUCCAACACAUCCCAAAAAAAAGGUGUCGCGAAAGUGUGUCUCUGUGUGUGUAAAAUGCACAUGGAGAAGAAGGUGGUGUCAAAGCAGCGAACGGAAUAGCCUGGCGCCUAUUGACUCUAUUUUUGGCGUGUAGUAAGCAAAUGUGUAGAUAUAAUUUUAUCCAACGGAAGGAAGGGAAAAGAAUUAGGAGCAAAAAAAAAGAGAAGAUAUUGUAGCGUUUUGUAGCUACUGCACGAUGUGCUUACCGUGCAGGCAAACUAAACAAAGCAAGAAAGGAUGUAACUGAUCGUGUAAUUCAUCAGUGGGGGGACGCGCACAGCAGGAGACACAGAUCAUUAAUUGCAUCGCAAUCGAAAAGGAUGAUCGAGCGUGUGAAUGUACCAUAUUUAUGUAAAAUAUACUCACUACUUUGACCACACACACACACAACACCUUCCUCCUUCCGAACCCUGGGUGUUAUAGGCGAAACAGAAUGGGAAGGGAAGGGAAGGAAUACGGUAUAGUGAACGAACAAACCUUUGAAGAUCGUUGUUUUCUGUACUUUGUCCUUGUCAUUGUCAAUGAAGAAAUAGAAAACAUUGAGAGAAAGGGAGUCAUUUAACGUUCUGUCUGUAGAGAGAGAGAGAGAAAGAGGGUGAUGAAGUUGUAUUAUAAAUAUUUAGCUGUAAAUUUAACAAAGGGGGAAGCAUGAAUGAGAGACGGAAAAUAUGGUUAUACGGAGACGGACGGGUUGGCAAUAUCUUGGGUCAAUUGAAGGCAAAAAAAAAUGCGAAUGAGACUCCGCGUUUGAAGAAAGUGAGACGAGAAAUAUGUUGGGCAAUAAACACACUGUCUUCUUUUACAGUUUUCUUUUUCUUGUCGUGCGAGUUGACUGUUUUUUUUUGUUGUUGUUGCUAUUUGUUGCUCGUUUUGUCAGUAGUUAGUGCAAUAUGUAUACAUAAUAUUAAAUAGCCUGCUAUAUAUGUAUAUACGUCUGUGUCUCUCGUUUUGCGAUCGCAUGCAUGGAACAAAGCGCAAGCGCGCGCGAUGCUAGUAAGUGCAUCGCCGAAUGGCGGCAAUUUAUGUUUGAGCUGUGUUGCGCCAUUACUGUAGAGUUUUACUUUUAAAAGUUUGUGUAACAUAUAGGACUAACAGAUUCGCACCUGCGAACACCACGGUUAAGUGUCGCCCUGAGACCCCCGUUUGAAUUGGGGUCUUGAGAGAGGAUGGUAUGUGUAAUAGCAUAAGAAAAAAUAUAAAUGUUCAAUAGCGCUAACAAACCAUUACACGUUGGAUCAAGUGCGAUGAGAUUACACUGAAUCGCGACGUUCGCAGUUUAAUGAGGAAUUCAACGAAGUGAGCGAAGAAAGUUAAAACAAAGACUAAACAGAUAACUAAGAUAAGUAUGGGUGGCUAAGAGAUCAGUACUACAUUAUCUGAACGAAGAAGUGAUUCUAAACAAGGCGUCAAGCAAUAGCAUGUUAAACUAUCUCCGUGGUGAACGUUGGCAAAUGUCGAACGGCGCGCCAACCAUUGUACAGUUUGGUGUUAGUUGCGCACCUGGUUUUUUUUUCGUUAAUCGGUUCGGUGUUGUGCAGGCUUCCUUAGCACACGAGAUGAUGGUACAGCUAAUUUAGAAUAGUGGUUUUGUUUUGCAACCCCUUAUACAGCUACCGAAGCGGCAACAUCCUUUUGAUUGUUGCUACCUACUGCGCUGCUGCAUCCUUGUCGAGAAAGUAGGCAGAAGUGUUGUGUUGUGGUGUCCCCCUAAUAUGUAGUGUCAAAAAGAGUAUUAAUAGUUCCGUAAGCCUGAAAGCCUGAGUGAGAAACACACUCGCAGCAAAUCGAAAGACACAAACGCAGGAAUUGCAAUAUGAUCGAAUUGUAAAUGAGAACGCGAAGGGCGAGGACGAAAUUCGAACGAUAAACGUUGUAACUACCGUUGUAGUGUAUCUAUAUGGAAAUUAGUAAUUUAAGAUUGGGGGGCGAAAUCGAUGCAGUAGCCGAGAUCCGUGAUGGUGGGAAAAUUUAAGUAAGAUAGUAAAAUGAGCAUAACGAAAAUGCAUAACGAAAAACAAAACAAAAAAAAAAGGAUCGGCCAAUAAUUUUCUAUAACAAUUUGGUGGUUAGUGGUGUACUACGUGUUUCAUGGCGGGAUAAUG